AUGCCUCUUGUGAUCUUUACAGGGUUCCCAUGCAGUGGAAAGACCACGCAUGCCAAGCGGCUAGUGGAACAACUCGAGACCAAGAUACAAGAAGCAAAGCCCAUCAAUGGUCCAGGACAUAACUACAGUGUAGUGUACCAUAGCGAUGAGACAUUAGGCAUUGACCACAAGACAUACUACGAUCUGACUUUGGAGAAGCAUGCUCGAGGCACACAGAUGCUGGCGGUGAAAAGAGACAUAGGCAGAGGCAGAAUCGUGGUCUUGGACUCCCUAGCAUACAUCAAAGGAUUUAGAUAUCAACUUUAUUGUGAAGCCAAAGGCGUCGGCACACCUCAUUGUGUGGUGCAAGUGAUGAGUCUGGAACAGAAAUGUAUUGAAAGAAAUAAUAAUAAUAACGGCAGUAAUACCAAAUGGGAUCCAGAGUUGAUCUCUCAGUUGGUGAUGAGAUACGAAGAACCUAAUAACUCUACAAGAUGGGAUUCACCGUUAUUCUCAGUGAUGACUGAUGAAGGCGAUGAUGAAUUAAAUAUUGAUGAUAUAUGGGAAGCCUUGGUCCUUAAAAGAGCUCCUCCUCCUAAUGCUGCCACUGUUGUGAAGCCAACUUCAGGCAACAACUUUCUUCAAGAACUUGACUCACAGACUUCUGCUGUGGUGUCGAAAAUAUGUCAGCAUCAACAGCUAUUCUCUAUUGGUGGUGAUGUUCUCAUAGAUAAAGAAAACAACUUGUAUGUGGAGAUGCCAUCUACAGCCGUUAGUUUGGCACAACUUCAGCGGUUAAGAAGAACAUACAUCACUCUUAAUCGAAUGAGAACUAUAGAUGUUGAUAGAAUUACUCCCAUGUUUGUUGAAUACGUUAAUACUAGUCUUAGUAAAGAUCAUUAA
Lizanozyma spartinae is the source of this 882-nucleotide messenger RNA. RefSeq names its product Kti12p (gene KTI12). The transcript has a single exon. The record is from RefSeq and is a predicted model, not a curated record. NCBI's taxonomy places the organism in Eukaryota, Fungi, Ascomycota, Pichiomycetes, Serinales, Debaryomycetaceae. Bases 1 to 882 code for a protein of 293 amino acids.